CUCGCAGUGAUCGUUGCACACUCGUCACAACGUAAGACCUAUCCGUUCGGUAUCACAACAAUACAACUUGAAUAUUUUCACCAAAUGGACUUUUUACCAUUUUUCCUAUUGAAAAAGGGAAAACCCCUUUAAUCGUAACAGUGAAGAGACUAGGAAAUAAGAAAGUAGAAAGGAGAGAAGAGCGAAAAAUCGAGGGCGGUCUGCCGGAGGUGUCACAGCGUCCAGGGGGUUUGAUCGAUCGAGAAUAAUCUGAUGAGUUGAACGCCAGCGGUCGCCAACUUUUUUUUUCUCCUCUCAUUCAAUUAUUUUCUCCGGGAAUUAUUAAUAUUUAUCGUUUUUCCAAUAUUUUCGACGGAGCGAUCGAAACGGUCGACGGCUGUACCACUCACCAAGGGAGGGGCAUUCCAUUCAACAAACGAUGUGGCACUUCGGAGUAGUUGUUAAUGUAGUAUGUGUGUGACAACGGGAUUGACAACAUGGAUACAGUGGGUAAUUGCACACUGCCAGCAAUCGAGGAUUUUCCACAUGACCUGUUUGACGAGGGGCAACGACAAGCCGGUGCUGUCGUCGUACAUGUCCUCAUAUCUCUUUACCUGUUCAUCGCUUUAGCGGUCGUAUGCGACAAAUUUUUUGUACCUGCUGUAGAAAGAAUAUGCCAUGCAUUGUCAAUGUCGAAGGACGUUGCAGGCGCCACGUUUAUGGCAGCAGCAACAUCCGCGCCCGAGUUGUUCGUCAACGCAAUUGGCACAUUCAUCACCGAAGGUGAUAUCGGUGUCGGUACAAUAGUAGGAUCGGCAGUCUUUAAUAUCCUCGCAGUACCCGCCUGCUGUGGUAUUGGCGCAGGAAUGGUGGUUCCACUGGAUUGGUGGCCAGUGAGCAGGGACUGUCUGGCGUACGGCGUCACAGUUGCAAUCCUAAUCUGCAUUAUUCACGAUGAGAGGGUGGAAUGGUAUGAGGCAUUGUGCCUCGUCCUCCUCUAUAUCGUCUAUAUCGCCGUUAUGUACUGGGACAAGUCCUUCCAACGGUGCACGAGAUUCCGCACGAAAAACAGUGUCUCCUCUUCAGAAGACGCCCGAAUUCCUCCCGGAGACGCUGGUGAAAUACACUUAUCAAGAUCCGAUAAAUUGCAAUCUCCGGGUGAGAGAGUUGAGCAAAUUGCGACCAUCGACGUACCACUGCAGAAUGGCGGCACUAAAAAUCAAGAGGAGAAUCACGAUGCUGAUUACGAGUAUGAAUUGCUAGUUUGGCCGGCCCGAGGCGGAUGGAUUCGAAAAACUGCUUGGAUAUUAACGUGGCCAAUUCACCUAAUUUUCAUGUGUACAAUUCCCGACUGUGAGAAGCCGAGAUUCAAAAAAUGGUUUCCCAUAACUUUUCUAAUGUGCAUAAUGUGGAUAGGCUCACUGAGUUACGUAGUAGCCUGGAUGAUAACAAUUAUUGGCGAUACACUGAAGAUACCAGACUCUGUUAUGGGUAUAACAUUUUUAGCUGCUGGAACUAGCGUGCCCGAAGCUGUUUCAAGUGUUAUUGUAGCAAAACAAGGUCACGGAUCGAUGGGAAUCAGUAACUCGAUCGGCUCAAACACAUUCGACAUACUACUAUGCCUCGGCCUACCCUGGCUCAUUAAGUCAUCCUUCUCACCGACAAUUCCUGGUCGUCACUUCAUAAGCAUCAACUCUGGCGGUCUAGAAUACAGUGCAAUAUCACUACUCUCGACUCUAUUACUCCUCUACAUAGCCUUCGCAUCAAACAAAUUUCAGCUUGAUCAGAAAGUUGGACGUGCUUGUCUCUGCAUGUAUGCAGUCUUCCUCAUUCUCGCCUCGCUUAUCGAGCUCAAUGUAUUCUUCAGGGUAAAUCUUCCAACUUGCAAGAAAACAGUCAAGUGAUAUGAAAUCUCCUAGACCUAGAAUCUCAUUAAUUCAAUUAACUUUUUUUUUUUUGUGAAUCUCUCUGACAAUCUGGGUUUGCCAUGUCAUGUGGAUUACCAAUAUGAAGAAUAUUGAAUAAAUCUCUCAAUGAAUAUUCGAUAUUUAAUAUUCUUCAUGCACAACCCGAAUCAUUGAUCUACUGCGAUACUCGAAUUACGCUCCGAGUAUGCUGGUAUUUUCUUCUGACGUUAUUAUUUCUUUCUCGAGAAAACACGUGUUGUCAGAGGUAUAUGAGAGGGUGUUUCUCAAGCACCAGAAUGUCUGUUACAUAACACUCUUUGAACUGUCUUUGAAGCUGCGCUACGUAAUAUCGACUCAGAGACUUUCAAAUUUAUUCGCAUAUAAAUAUCUACAUGAGCGCACACGUAUUAUUUCCUCCCCUCUCCCUUCCACUAUUCUAUUCUAUUCUAUUCUAUUCUACUCUUUGUGUACAGUUUUUAUGACACGCUUGAUACCAAUGGUUUCAAUAAUUCAAAAAAAUAUUUUAUACAUUCAUUACUCUUCUAGAAUAUUUACCUCACUUUUCAACUCGCGACAAUCAAUUUUAGCCAGAGAUUAUUAUCUUCACAAAUUAUUUUAAUUUUUCACUCUCUCUUUCUCUCCCUCUCUCACGCUCUAUUCUAUAGUAAUUAUUUUGGUAAUUUUUAUGUUAAGGACAUCAUUUUUAUUAUUGUUUUUUUUUUGGCACAAAGUUUGAGACAACGAAGGUGAUGGUGAGUGCCGACAAAAGAGUCAAUUGUAUUGCGUCGAUUUUAGGUCGAGGUUGCACAAGUGGAAAAUUUUAUUCUUGGAAAUUGUUGAAUUGAAGAAAAUUUGUAAGUGGAAUGUAUGUAGCUAGUUAAAUUUACGACUUAAGAUUAAUAAA
Messenger RNA from Fopius arisanus, 2790 nucleotides. RefSeq names its product zydeco (gene zyd). Gene Ontology annotation, biological process: calcium ion transmembrane transport; intracellular calcium ion homeostasis. Gene Ontology annotation, molecular function: calcium channel activity; calcium, potassium:sodium antiporter activity. Bases 477 to 1883 code for a protein of 468 amino acids. The record is from RefSeq and is a predicted model, not a curated record. Gene Ontology annotation, cellular component: plasma membrane. NCBI's taxonomy places the organism in Eukaryota, Metazoa, Arthropoda, Insecta, Hymenoptera, Braconidae. The transcript is spliced from 8 exons.